AGAAAAAAAAAAAAAAUUAUUUCUCAGUCGAAUCUGUUAUGAAUUCAAUGCGAUUUCUAUGAUUUUUAAUUGGAUAGAAUGUUUUAAAUUUGUUUGAUAAAGAUAGUUGACAACGAUUGAGACCAUUACAUUGGCUGUGCAAAAACAAUACUUGAAUCGGCAAUGUCUUUAGAAACAGUUCCUAAAGACUUAAGAGGUCUCCGUGCAUGCUUAGUUUGCUCAUUAAUUAAGACAUUUGACCAAUUUGAAUAUUAUGGUUGCGACAAUUGCGAUGAAUUUCUCCGUAUGAAAAGUAAUAAAGACAAUGUGUACGACUGUACAAGUAAUAAUUUUGAUGGUAUGAUUGCUGUAAUGAGCCCUGAAGAUAGUUGGGUGUGUAAAUGGCAAAGAAUAAGUAGAUUCUGUAAGGGGGUUUAUGCAAUAUCAGUAUCAGGACGGCUUCCAGCUGGAGUAAUAAGAGAAAUGAAAAGUAGAGGAAUUGUUUACAGAUCUAGAGACACCAGUCAGCGAUAACAAUAUUGAAUAAGUUAUUAAUGUAAAGAUGAUAAAAUAAAUAAUUAUAUUUCAGUGAA
This is a messenger RNA of Leptidea sinapis, 572 nucleotides long. RefSeq names its product transcription elongation factor SPT4 (gene spt4). Gene Ontology annotation, biological process: regulation of transcription elongation by RNA polymerase II; mRNA processing; chromatin organization. The transcript is spliced from 4 exons. Bases 163 to 513 code for a protein of 116 amino acids. The record is from RefSeq and is a predicted model, not a curated record. Lineage: Eukaryota; Metazoa; Arthropoda; Insecta; Lepidoptera; Pieridae. Gene Ontology annotation, cellular component: DSIF complex; nucleus. Gene Ontology annotation, molecular function: zinc ion binding; RNA polymerase II complex binding.